GCCAUGGAGUGCACCAGAAAAUAUCGAAAACACCCUUGAGGAUCCUCCUUUGUAACAUGCGCUAAACCCUAUAAGCGAAAAACCAAAAACCCUCUCAGUACCGGUUUUUUCAGCCGCCCGCCACACGAACUUCGCGCCGUUGCUCUUCGCCUUGCGUGUGGUCGUCACCGGAAAACGCCCCAAUGGAUGAUUUAUUCGCUACCGCAGAGAAAAAGGUUCUUGUGGAAAUUGUGAAAUUGUCCCAAAAGAGAGGGAUGAAGGGUGAUAAAGGAGACUGGAAGCAGUUUUUAAGUAGUUAUGAUAAGAAGUUUGGGGCUAGCUUGAGUGAUCCCGGUAGGCGGUCCAACGAUGUACUGACUGCAUUUUUGAAGACUUUGAACAAUGAGGAUGAUUUGAAGGUUUUGGCUAAAGUUGUCCAAUGCCAUACAAACCGCCAAGCCGUGGAGCAAUUGUUAAAGAAUUUUCCAGAAAAUGAAUCCCCAGAGCAGAAGCUUGUCCGUGCAACUCUUGAGCACCCACAAUAUCCACUGGAUUACUCAUUCGCAUCAAAUGAUCAGGAUUGGGUAGCUACAAAGCUAGGUAAAAAAUCCAAGGUGAUGACCUCAAAUGCAAUGUUUGCUGUUGAUUGCGAGAUGGUUCUAUGUGAAGAUGGCUCUGAAGCUUUAGUAAAGGUGUGCGUAGUGGAUGCCAAUUUACAGGUCAAACUGAAUGAAUUUGUAAACCCUUGCAAAGAAGUUGCUGAUUACAGAUCUGAGAUUACAGGAGUUUCAGCAUCGGAUUUGGAUGGAAUUACAUGCACAUUGAAGGAUAUACAGAAACUCUUGAAGAAGUUGUUGUCAGAUGGUACUAUUUUAGUCGGGCAUAGCUUAUGUAACGACCUGCAAGCACUGAAGUUGGAACAUGCCAGGGUGAUCGAUACUGCAUAUAUCUUCAGAUACUCUGAUGGACCUAUUGAUAGAAAACCUUCCUUGAACAAUUUGUGUAAGUCAGUAUUGGGUUAUGAAGUCCGGAAGCAAGGUUCUCCACACAAUUGUCUGGAUGAUGCUUGUGCUGCAAUGAAACUAGUUCUUGCUAAGAUAAAGGGCGAAGUUGGUGUUAUUGUCCCCCCAGCUCAGGAGGAUGUACGUGAAGUUAAUAUGGCAAAGCUACUUCUGCAUAGGAUACCAAUUACAGUGCCUAGUGAAGAACUGCACAAUGUCGUUCCUGGGAACUAUACGAUACAAGUCAAGCAACCAUCUGUGAAAGCGCAAGGAGAUAAAUAUUCUGCCUUUGCUAUCUUUAUGAGUCCACAAGAAGCACAUCAGGCAUAUGAAAAAGUCCAAGGCAGCCGGGAGAAGGACUCAUGUGGACGGCCCCAGAAACUUGUUGCAUUUAAGCUCAGCACAGGUGUAACUGCUGAUUUAUUCGUUCGUAAAAUGGCAAACGUUGAUUCCUUUGCUCAAGUCUCAUCGAAGAGAGCUUUAGAAGUUGAAGAGAACUCAGGUGUACAUAAAAAACAAAAGACAGGUCAGAAAGUAGAAGAGGAGACAACGGCAGAGCUAAAUCAGUGCUGCGAUCACCUUAAAGAGAUGGAAAGGUUGAAGGAAGAACAACUAAAGGCCCUAGACAAGUGUUCUGAUCAAUUAAAGGAGAUUGAAGGACUGAAGCAGCAACUUCAAAAUAAAGAGUUUGAAAUUUCGACACUGAAUAAGAUUGUUUCUAAACUCCAAGGGGGCAAGAAAAAAGGGAAGUAGAAUUUAGUGUGGCCCCGAGAAUUAUUCGCAGCUCUGGAGGCACGUCAAUGCUCAGCGUGUUGCAACAGCUCGUAGCCCUUUGAAUGUGAUGGGCAGUUUAACAUCAGGCUUCAUGAAGAAAAAGGUCGAAGGUCUCAUUUUUUGGCAAUUAUGGCUUCCCCGUUGCAUCCGUCGAGAAGUACAUCAGUUUUGCUGCUGAUCAAUUUUGACUGGUGGGAUUUUCCGAAGAUACAGAUUUAUUUAUAUGUAACUUUGAUUGGUGAUACAACAUUUGAUUCUUUUUUUCAAAAAAAGAAAGAACAAUUUCGUGUUA
Pyrus x bretschneideri (Chinese white pear) is the source of this 2046-nucleotide messenger RNA. Its product is annotated as small RNA degrading nuclease 3. The transcript has 12 exons. Gene Ontology annotation, cellular component: nucleus. NCBI's taxonomy places the organism in Eukaryota, Viridiplantae, Streptophyta, Magnoliopsida, Rosales, Rosaceae. The coding region runs from base 183 to 1733 and encodes 516 amino acids. The record is from RefSeq and is a predicted model, not a curated record. Gene Ontology annotation, molecular function: nucleic acid binding; exonuclease activity.